Spirodela intermedia is the source of this 2912-nucleotide messenger RNA. The record is from the annotation of a GenBank genome assembly. Lineage: Eukaryota; Viridiplantae; Streptophyta; Magnoliopsida; Alismatales; Araceae.
AUGGAGGACUUGACUGCCGUGGAUCUGUCCACGAUUGGGGGGAUAGCGACGGUAUCGCUGCUUCACUCUUUCAUCCCCACGCAUUGGCUCCCCUUCUCUAUUGUUGGGCGCGCGCAGAAGUGGACGCUCUCUAGGACACUACUCGUCAGUGAGUUCUCUUGUUUUUCUCCUCGUUUUGGGGUUGGGGUGUGGAAUGAAGAAUUCAGGAGCGCUGCGUAUGUCGGCGGAUCCGGCUGUCGUGAUUUGGGAGGCAGAUACUGGAGACGCAUGCCCAUUACCAUUUGUUGAUACCAGAAAUACAACCCAUGGCAAAUUCAAUCGUAUCUUUCGAAUCUUGAAAUGUCUCCUUUAAUUGAAAUCUUCUUGCACUUAGCAACUCUUUCACGAUUCUUAAUUUAAAAGUGUCAGCAUGUUUAUAGCUUCAUUCAGUAUAAUAUUUUAUUUUAAGAAUGGAUAUUUGCCUAUCUCAGCUGUUCAUAGAUUUACUUGUCAUGUCCAUAGAAGAGAUCUGCCGCUAAAAAUUGGAUAAAACCUCGCAUUAUACUAUCAAUAACUUUUAGUCUAGUUAGAAAUUCAGAGCACUAGUCUUAAAAUUUAAUUUUUCAUCUGAAAUCGUAGUUAGGGAAAGGGCUUGCAAUGCCAGAAAAUAAUGAAGACAUCGGAUAAAAUCUCUUCAUUGCUUUCUGAUCAACAUGAAUGAUUGACAUGACUUGAGUAGCUUCUCCUUCCGAAUGACACUCUAUUGGACAACAUGAAGGAGAGUUCGGUUGAGUGUUGGAGAGUUCUUUUGGGUGUUGGAGUGCUCAUUUGAGCGCUAUCUUUUAACUUUUGUUCAUAUAUGCAACUACGCGAGAUUUGAUCCCUCUCCAUAGUAAUAACUAGAUUGGAGCCUGAAUUUAGCAAAAGAAUAUCAAUAAGGUUUACUUACCUUGAGUUUUCAGCGUUAGUUUCUUUGCACUGCAUUUUCUUCUUGGAUUAUUACUAUCCGGACAUUGGAUAUGGUAGGACAGGUGCCAGUAAUUUUGGAUGCUUGUAAUAAGUUGGAAAUAAAUGCGAAGUAGCUGUCAUAACUAGCAGGGGAGUAGAGCAUUCCUUGUUUUGCUGUCACGUUGGAGUUUCGGAAGGCACAUUUUGUUCAUUAUGAUAUUUCUCAUUAGGUGAGAAGAGCCCUUGGAAACCUGGUUAAGGGGGGCCAAGAUUCACUUCAAACACUCUACCUUUUGAAUGGUUGGAAAUCUGAAGGAUGGGCGUUCCAGUUCGCUGUUUCCGUAGUUGUUGGGGAAGUCUCUUUUUCUAGACAAAUAACGCUCUCUUUGUUUUGCCUUUAGUUUCAUACAGUUUUUGGUUUCUAUUCUACCUCGUUCCAUGUCUGAGAUGUGGAUGUUGUAGGAGCAAACUAAGAAAUUCUAUAAAAAUAAAUGAAUGUCCGUUAUUAUGAAAGACGUGCUGACCUCUCUCUGUACUUAUCCUGCAGCUGCAUUUGGUGCUGUUCUUCAUGUGAUUUCUACAUCACUCCUGGGUAUCACUGCCGUCACCAUGGCUACUACCAUCGCUGGUGAAGAAACAGUUCACAGGCUUGCUUCCUUGUUGCUUCUAGCUCUCGGUGGAAGUUACAUUCUGUUAUUUGCAUUCGGAAAGGGAGGUCACAGCCACUCUCAUGGCCACCCCAUGGAGAAGAUGGCUGUGGCUGGUCUUGUGCUCGUGCCAGCUUUAUCUCCCUGUGCGACGACACUUCCUGUGUUCCUUGCAGUUGGAAAUUCAUCCUCCAUGAUAGCGCUUGCUAUCAUAGUGCUGCUCUUCAGGUAUUCAAACAUGCGUUAUACUGCACGUCAAUGGUAUAAGCUUUGAAUUUCAUUUUCUCCGAGUUCUUCCGAUAGUUUAUCAGCCUCAUUUUCUAUAUCCUACAAGUAUAUUUUGUAAGUUUACUGAGAAUAUCUGGGCAAAUGCUGCCAUAUAAUUUAUUUUUUAAUUUAUUUUUGGAUGGCGUGAACCUGAGCGCUCUUUGUAGAUUUUCUGUGGUACUUGCUAGUAGCCCGUGCAUUCCCUUCACCCAGACUUGGUGCCCAUGGUUACUGAGCUUAGGGCCUCACUUCCUAAAAGAAGCUUUCCUAGUUCAGCUACCUAAUAUUCUUCAGCCCAUUUCCAGAAAUGUGAACCAAGGUAUUGAUAUCAGACUAGUAGCUGAUUCAAUCAUGCUCAAGCCUUAUUGGGACAGGGAUUGUAUCACCCAUAUUGGUUCAUUCAAUAAACCAUGUUCGUCUAGCGAUCUGGGCCGCCCGGACUGGGUUAGCUUGUCUGAGAAUUGGCAAAACCAGGUAUGAGCCAAGAACAAUCCGCUGCUUGUGGCCCAUUUAAAAAAACUAUCGAGAGGCAACUGGGCUCCUCAAUUUCCUGAAUCAGAUAGGAUAUGCUGACUCUUAUCCAGACAGGAAUCCGCCGCUCAUUCUCGAGAUACUGUGUUUUGGUCAACAUCUGCAUAAAAUCUCAGCUAUCUUGAGCUUCGAUUCCCAAUAAUAGAAAUUCCAUACCACACAAAGGGCAAUGCGGCUCAUUGUUUCCAAACAUUAUUUCUCUUUCACCAUUCCCCAAUGCCCACCAAUUGUCUCUGAACAUACAUAGAGUUUUUUCUUUAAGAUCAGUAUGAUCCAUUUGGGAUGAUCAAAAGCCUGACUGGAUAUCCCCUUCAUUUUUGCAGCACAAUCACUGUCAUGACCUCGCUGGUGGCCCUUUCCUUCUAUGGCGCCAGCCAGCUCAAGUUCCACUGGGUGGAGCGCCAUGACAAGCUCCUUGUGGGCUCGGUGCUGUGCGCGGUCGGCGUGCUGACCUUCAUCUUCCAUGACCAUGAGAAUGGAGGUGGCAGCCACUCCUCCUCCUCUGCGGCGCACCUGCACAGGAAGUUCAUCAGCCUGUGA